AGCAAAAGCCCUGAAAAAGCUCUGGUUUUGUUUGCCGUUCGGUCCAAUUUAGGGUUUAUCGACGCUCAAGCCCAUUAACUUCUCCUCCCUCCAAACCCCUGCUUCUCUACUCUGCAAUUUUCCCUUAAACCCUAAUAAAACUCGGAACAAUCCUUUGAUUUACACUAUGAAUGAUAUAAUUGAAAAUGGCAUCAUCGAUGUCAAUUGUAAUGGUAAUGUUUAUGGUAAUGGUAAUGUUUAUGGAAAUGGUAAUGGCAUCAUGAAUGGUGGUAUCAUCGUUGCAGAAAAUGAUAAUGAUGUAGUAAUUCCUGAAGUGCCGCCUAAUAAGCGUAGGAGAAAGAAGUCUAUAGUUUGGGAAUACUUCACUACUGAAAAUGUUAGCCCUGAUUGUACUAAGGCUUGCUGUAAACAGUGCAACAGGUCAUUUGCUUACAUUACUGGUAAAAAGCAAGCAGGUACCAGCCACCUCAAGAGACACAUAUUAGGUAUAUGUCCUGUAAACCGUCCCAAACAGGAGAAGAAUCAACAACUUACUCCCUACACACCUCGCUCCCAAAAUGGCACGCUUACUGCUCCUCCAAGAAAGCGCUGCAGAGCAUCCCCUGGAUCAGUAACCAUUGCCUUAGACCAAGAACGCUGCAUUCACGAGAUAGCUAGAAUGAUUAUACUUCACGAUUACCCAACAAAUAUGGUGGAACAUCCUGGUUUCAUUGACUUUACCCGGAUUCUUCAACCUCACUUCUCUAUGGUUAGUUUCGACUCAGUUCAUAGUGAGAUAGUGUCUAUCUAUACUAGAGAGAAGAAGUUACUUGCAGAUAUUCUUGCUGAAAUUCCUGGGCGUGUCAGUCUGACUAUGGAUUUCUGGACAUCAGACCAAACAGUGGGUUAUGCUAUUCUGACAGGGCAGUUCAUUGAUGCGGAUUGGAGGUUGAAUAGUCGCGUCCUUAAAUUUGUUCUAGUUCCAUUCCCAGACUCUCAGGUUGCUUUCAAUCACGCUGUUGUUUCAUGCCUGUCUGAAUGGGGGUUGGGAAGUAAGUUAUUUGCGCUUGCUGUUGAUCAGUCUUUUGCAAAUGAAGCUGUUAUCGGGAAUCUUAGGGGCCUGCUUUCUUUAAAGAAUUCUGAUAUGUUAAAUGGUCAACUUUUAGUUGCGAAUUGCUAUGCCCGUGCCGUGAGCCGUAUGGCACUAGCAGCACUAGAGGCAACAAGAGAAGCUGUUGCCAAGGUUCGUGACAGUGUGAAGUAUGUGAAAGUUUCGGCAUCUCGCGAAGAGAACUUCAAUAAGCUCAGACUACAACUUCAAAACCCCUGCACAGAGAGUUUAGUCAUUGAUAAUCGACGGAUGUGGAAUUCAACCUACCAGAUGCUGUCAAUAGCAUUAGAGUUGAAGGAAGUUUUUUCUUGUCUAGAUGCUUGUGAUCCCAAUUAUGAGCAAGCUCUCUCAAUGGAUGAUUGGAAGUGUAUAGAGGUCCUUUGUGUUUACUUGAAACUUUUCUCUGAUGCCGUUGACAUUCUUACAACUGAAAACUAUCCUACAGCCAAUGUGUUUUUUCAUGAUGCUUUUAAACUUCAGAUGGAGCUGACUCAUGGAGCAUUGAGUGAGGAUAAUUAUAUUAGCAACUUUGUCAGACCUUUGUAUGAAAAGUUUGACAGAUAUUGGAGGGAUUGUUGUGUGGUUUUAGCUAUGGCUGUAGCUAUGGACCCGAGAUUUAAGUUGAAGCUGGUAGAGUUCAGCUUUGCCAAAGUUUUCGGGGAAGAAGCUGAAAUGUGGUUAAGAACUGUUGAUGAUGGUAUACAUGAAUUAUACUUUGAAUAUGUUGCACAGACCUUGCCUUUGCCAUCAAUUUAUGUAGAACAACGGUAUGAAGGAGGAUUCAUUAAAGCAGAGGCACAUCAAGAUGAAGAAGAAACCCUAAUUCCUACUGAUGGGUUGACAGAUUUUGAUGUGUAUAUUUCAGAGAUUUCAAGCAAUCAUCAGACAAAAUCAGAACUAGAUCAAUACCUUGAUGAGUCACUGUUACCAAGAGGAGGGUCUCAGGAGUUUGAUGUUCUUGAAUGGUGGAAGUUGAACAGAAUAAAAUACCCAACUCUCUCUAAAAUGGCUGCUGAUAUACUGUCACUACCGUUUGCUACAGUUUCUGGGGAUUCUGUGUUUGAUACUGUAAGCAAGAAGUUGGAUAGUAACAGGGGUUCUCUGAAACCAGGUACAUUAGAGGCUCUUGUUUGUGCAAAUAACUGGUUGCAGUUUGGAAUGCAGCAGAGUGCUGCACCCGUAUUAGAUGUGUCUAAUAUGUGUAUAAAGAUGGAAAACCAAAUAAGUUGAUCAAUGGUGCUCUAAAUUUAGGGAUUUCAGGGUGGCUUGCAACUGGUUGUGGGGCUUUGCUGUUGAUCCACUAAUUUUGUUUCCCCCAAUUUUGAAGAUAGUAGGAGUUUAACAUACUUUUUAGAGCAAGUAGGUCUGUGUAUCCUUGCAUAAUUCUUUCGUUUGAUUAGCAUUAUUACUUUUUUGGUUGACAGAGUUCUGUAAAGUUGCAUUAUUUAGAAAUCUAAAUAAUAAAAUUUCGGAGAA
Spinacia oleracea (spinach) is the source of this 2566-nucleotide messenger RNA. Its product is annotated as zinc finger BED domain-containing protein DAYSLEEPER. The transcript is spliced from 2 exons. NCBI's taxonomy places the organism in Eukaryota, Viridiplantae, Streptophyta, Magnoliopsida, Caryophyllales, Amaranthaceae. The coding region runs from base 167 to 2320 and encodes 717 amino acids. The record is from RefSeq and is a predicted model, not a curated record. Gene Ontology annotation, molecular function: protein dimerization activity; DNA binding.